Molecule: messenger RNA, 2394 nt
Organism: Mesocricetus auratus (golden hamster)
Lineage: Eukaryota; Metazoa; Chordata; Mammalia; Rodentia; Cricetidae
Gene: Mospd1
Product: motile sperm domain containing 1
Exons: 7
Coding region: 326-967 (213 amino acids)
Cellular component (GO): cytoplasm
Source: RefSeq, a predicted model, not a curated record
AGUUGAGACUCAUCCUCCUGGGCGGGGUGAGGUGGCAGUCCAGUCCUCCCGUAUCCCAGCAGGCAGUGCAGUCUGGAGACGCUGACAAAGGAGCGGGGAGCAGUCGCAGCUGCUUUGGAAGGAGCCACUGUUACUGAGUGUUUGGAUGUGGGUCUCUGCAUCUUCUCCCACAAGUUGAUGGAUGACACCCCUCUGAUGACUAUUGGACUACACACCCAUCUAUGAAUUGCCAAAAUGUUUUGGAGUUUUUAACUGAAUCUAAGAAAGUCCAAAAUAGAUUUGAGACCGUAAAGACGGAAGCUGCAGCAAGGGGGAUUCAGUGCCAAUGCAUCAACAAAAAAGACAACCAGAGUUAGUGGAAGGAAAUCUUCCUGUUUUUGUCUUUCCCACGGAGCUGAUCUUUUAUGCAGAUGAUCAGUCGACACAUAAGCAAGUGUUGACACUGUACAACCCCUAUGAGUUUGCCUUAAAGUUCAAAGUUUUAUGUACAACUCCAAAUAAGUAUGUUGUUGUUGACGCCGCAGGUGCAGUGAAGCCUCAGUGCUGUGUGGAUAUUGUGAUUCGUCAUAGAGAUGUUCGAUCCUGUCACUAUGGUGUGAUAGACAAAUUCCGCCUCCAAGUCUCAGAGCAAAGCCAGAGGAAGGCUUUAGGAAGGAAAGAGGUUAUUGCUACUCUCCUCCCAUCUGCGAAAGAACAACAAAAGGAAGAAGAGGAGAAAAGAAUAAAGGAACAUUUAACCGAAAGUGUCUUUUUUGAGCAGUCGAGUCAACCAGAAAACAGAGCUGUCUCUUCAGGACCUAGUUUGCUAACUGUCUUCCUGGGAGUGGUAUGUAUUGCGGCCCUGAUGCUGCCUACUCUGGGGGAUGUGGAAUCGCUGGUGCCUCUCUACCUCCACUUAAGUGUGAAUCAAAAAUUAGUGGCUGCUUAUAUCUUAGGUCUUAUCACAAUGGCUAUACUUAGAACAUGAGCAAGGAUUAAAACUGACUUCUGACGUAAAUCUAUCUUAAAUAUGAAUGUGGACUGCCUUUUAUCUCCAUUUCACUCCAUUAACACACUACAAAAUAUUGAAUGAUUUCAAGUAACUGCAAAUGUGUAAUUUAUAUUUUCAAUUAGUCUAUAAUUUUAUUUGAAGGACUCUAGCACUUUAUGUUACAGACAACAAAAAGAUACUUCUGUGUGAUACAUAAGGAAUUAUUUGAAGAAAUUCUUUUAAAAUCUAUACCUAUUUGCAAAUAACUUUAAAUAUUAUUUUCAUCCUUUUUUGUCUAAUUCAAUUUGAUAAGGGUCAUAGUUCCUUCAAAAUUUAAGACCUAAACGGGCAACUGACCAGCUUGAAAAUAAAAUGACAUUUAUUGACUAGACCCAAGUAUCAGCAUUGCUAUGUAAAUCAUAAAUCUUGCUCUAACACUGCAAGGAGUUGCUGUAGUAUUUUUAAUACAGGUAUGUUACAGUCAGUAUGUGAGAGGGCUGAGAAAACAAGGUACUUACUGAGGGGUCACACCUGCCCUAGAGGUAAGGUACUUACUGAAGGGUCACAGGUACCCUAGAGGCUCACAGAACACAAGUUGUAUUUAAAUCUAAAUCAUCUUACAAACCACAGACCAGGCUGUGGUCUGGACAUCAGGCACUUCAUAGAAGUAGGCUGACUUCUCUAUUUGGCCUGAGAGUUCUAAAGGACGAUAGGUAUUUUUUAAACGUAAUUUGUUCAUCCUGGCUUUACCGCUGGUUAACCCUUAAUGUUAUUAAGGGGAAAGCCACCUUUUGGUUUUCUCCCAAGUCUCUUGCUUGCCUGAGCGUAAGUGACUUGCCCUCAUUAGGAAUGUCAGAUGACAGUUUCCAAGGACAUGAUUUUUUUCACCUUCAAACUCUAAGCCAGGUAGAGAAAGCCCUAGAUAUCUCUGUCUAUUUUGUAUCAGUCACUGAGACAUUUUUUAAGUUUUUAUUUAUUAAAACAAUUACCAAAAAAUGUCCCCUAAGCACAACUAUUUCCAUUUCUUUAUAGCAUUUUCUGACCUGACAUUUGUGCAAUUUUAACUGUUCUUGUCACAGCAACUGAUCUUUUUUGUCCUAGGAUUUUUAUCUGAAAGCACAAUGCAUUGAGUCUCUUGAAAAUAGAUUUCUCUUUCAGCUGUUUUUAAUAAACCUUAUGCACUGCUAAUGUAGCAUUCUCAAGGAAUAUAUGUAAACACAAAUGUAUGCCUGAAGUUGACUUUUUGCAGGAAACAGUACUCUGCUUCCAGAAGCUUUUUGUCUAGUAUUUCAUAGGAAAUCAUUGUUUAACCAUUUGAGGAACAUAAAUCAUCCAGUGGAUCAUGUCUGUAUGUUGUAUAACGACUGAAAAGCACAUAAAUGUAAUCAACUUUGAACUCAUAAAAACAUGUUUGUGAGGUUCUA